ACCAAAUGACGGGCCACGUCCUCCGCCCAGAGCCACCCAACUUGAAUUUGCCACUCCGAAGUCCAAAGUAUAGAUGUUCAAGAUCUGAAGUUGCAGUUCUGACAAAGACAGAAAAAAAAAAAAAGGAUCUGAAGCCGUUCCAUUUUCUGAAUUUCUGUUGAGCAAUCAGCAAUCCAAUCCUUCAGCUCAGAUGGGCACCUCGAAUUACUUGUAUUCACUCUUGGAGACUCUAGAAAAUCCAGAAAUCGAAAGGGAUCUAGAUGUUGUUUGGCUCAAGGAAUUCAGACCUGAGCUCCGGCUUUUGAGAACAUAUCUUCUGUGCGCUAGAGAAUGGAGCAGAGACCUGAAACUUUCAGAAUCUCAUGGUAACAGUAGUAGUGAACUCGCAAGUGUGAAAUCUUCAAUGUCUGGACUUGAAGCUGCCAUCAAUGAGUACGCACAGGAGUUGCGAUAUACUUUUCUCAGAUCAAAACGAAGCAGAGUAGGGAGUAAAAAUUUGAUGCUGAUGCUGCUGGAUGUUGAAUGGACCAUCAAAACUUUGAGGCAACAAAUUGGUGAUCUGUUCAUCACUUUGCGGAAUUGCUCGUUCUUACAAACCUUCUGCCGUCCAGUUGGAGAUGGAGUAACCGAACUUGUUGAUUCCGUGCUGAAGAAUCUGACGGAUUUUGUGAGAAAAGUAGGAUGUGACGAUCGGGUUCAGGUUUUGCAAGAACCAAUCAAAGACCUCCAUGACAAGCUGAGUUUCUUGCGAAAUCUAAUUCGGUUUGUUAUAUUGCGAGGUGUUGCUGGUGAGCAGAGACAGUUGGUUGAUGUCCUAUCUCACAUUAAGAUUGUGGCAAUAAAUGCAGCAGGCCUCACUUACAUGUACUGGGAUGAUGGAAAGGAUGGAGAAAUUUGCAACCAGCUGCAGGUUAGCAUUUCCGAACUGCUGCAGAAGGUCAAUCCCACUCAUGCCCAAGUCCGUGAGAUUUAUAUCCAAGUCCUGAUAGCUUCAAAUUCGUCAUGGUCUUCAUAUACUCUGACUGAUGAGAUGCAUAAUCAAUUGUUGGGGGAUACUGUUGAUUCUCUCCUUGGUAAUCUUUGGGAGCUACUGAAAUGCACUACCAGUUUAAUGGCUUCUAGGAUGGAUCAAAUCAGUGCAGUAUGGGAGGGACUGAGAUUCUUGAGAACCAUUAUCAAAAACCAGCAACAGAAGUUUGGUCAGAUGUAUGAAAAGGUGAAGGAGAUUGUUCCGGCUGCAGUCAAUGAGGCAGGAUUUGUAAUGUCCUCACUGUAUAUGCAUGAAAUGGAAGUGGAUCUUCUGAUCUUUCCUUUGCAAGACAAGAUUAGGAUUAUCGAGGCAGAACUUGCAGCUAAUUCUACAGAAGCGGCAGCAUUUGAUUCUCCGAGUAUCAUGGUAGAAGAGUUUAAGCGUGGUAAAGCGGGGCUUUUGGAGAUUAAUAACAAUGAGCACAGUUCUGAAGCCCUGAAAGCUGCCAAACUUUCAACUGUGUUGCGGUCACAAGGGACACCCUCCAUGUUCAAUCAAGAAGUGGUGGGAUACAAAGAUGAGGCAGAACAGUUAAUCUGUCAACUUACCAGAGGAUCAAAACAGUUGGACAUUGUGUCUAUUGUUGGCAUGCCAGGACAGGGUAAGACAACUUUAGCUAACAAAGUCUACCGUGAUGCUUUAAUUACAUGCCAUUUCCAUGUUCGUGUUUGGUGCUGUAUUUCUCAAGUAUAUCAAAAGCGAGAUGUGUUAUUGGAGAUUUUGGCUUGUAUUGAGCCUGAGAGGUUUGAUUGGGGUAUGAUGCAUGAAGAUGAUCUUGCUGAAGUUUUGUACAGAAGUUUGAAGGGAAACAGGUAUCUCCAAGUUUUGGAUGACAUUUGGGACAUUAAGGCAUGGAAUUGUCUGGAAAGAUCAUUCCCAAAUGAUGCUAAUGGAAGUAGAAUUCUUUUAACGAGCCGAAUUCAUAACUUAGCUUUGGAAGCCAAACCAACGGCUAAAUCUCUCCCUCUUCGCCAACUCACUGACGAUGAGAGCUGGGAAUUAUUACAGAAGAAGCUAGCAGAAAGAAACGGCCAUCCUCCAGUGAAAAGUGUUUUGGGGCGGCAUAUAGCUAAAGGUUGUAAAGGACUACCUUUAACAAUUGUCAUCAUAGCAGGAGUUCUUGCAACUUUAGACCAAGAUGGUUGGGAAGAAGUGGCAGAGAUGCUAAGCUCAAAAGUUGUUUGCGGUACAGAACAAUGCAUGGAUAUAUUAGAGUUGAGCUACAUACAUUUACCAAAGCAUUUGAAGCCAUGCUUUCUUUACUUUGGGGCAUUUCUAGAAAACCAAGAAAUUCCUAUCUGGAGGUUGAUGCGGAUGUGGAUAGCGGAAGGAUUCGUACACAAGACUGACCUAAAGAGCCUGGAGGACACUGCUGAGGACUAUAUAAUGGAUCUAAUUGGUAGAAGCUUGGUUAUCGUUAGUAAACAGAAAUCCACAGGUACAGUGAAAGCUUGCCGCAUUCACGAUUUGCUUCACGAAUUUUGUGUGACAAAAGCUAAAGAGCAGAAAUUUAUCAAGUUGAGGCAUUGUUAUGCUGAAAUUCUUAAUUUUGAUGAGCCAAGCAGCACCCAUCGAUUGUUUGUUUACACCAAUGGGGAGAACUUUGAGAGGUCAAGGCUGUUUUGUCCCCUUCUACGUACUCUCUUGGUCUCUGCUCAAUCUCACGAACCUAAAAUUCAAAGCAAUUUCCAUUUCGUUGUUCGGAUUUUCAAACUUCUUGGAGUGUUGGAUUUUGUGAAAAUUAAUCUGGGUUCCAUUUUUCCUGGCGAAAUAGCAUUGCUUGUUCAGUUAAAAUUCUUGGCAGUUCGAGGCACCAUGAAAUAGCCAACCUCUCAAAAUUGGAAACUUUUGUUCUAGAAUCAUGGCAUCAUAGUCUUUCAUUGCCUGAUAGUAUUUGGAAUAUGCAGACAUUGAGGUAUCUACAUGCACGUGGCAGCUUUUUUAAUCUUAGUUUGGCAAAAGACAAUGAUGAUAGCUCCUCAGAUUUAUAUAAUUUGCACACAUUUUCAGCUCUAAAACUUAUAUUGGGACAAAACGUGAACAAAAUAAUCGCCAAGUUUCCAAAUAUCUGCAAACUAAAAUGCAGAUUCAAGGAACAAAAGAAUCAGUUGGGGAAUGGAGCAAGAUUGUGGUAAUGGACUUUCUGACACGACUGGAGUCUCUGAACCUGUCAUUUGGUCUUGUGGAUGAGAAUCCUUUUGAGUUCCAUUUGCCCUUAAAUCUGAAAAAAGUUGACUUUGAAGAAAUUUCCAUGGAGUAUAAUUUCCACAACUCGAAAACUUCCUAAUCUUCAAGUGCUCAAGUUAGUGGGUGCAAAAAGAGGUGGGACGGAAAUAUGGAACAUGGAAGAAGGGGAAUUCCCUAAACUCAGGUUUCUAAAAUUGGUUUCCUUGCGCAUUGUGAGAUGGACAGGCUCAGGUGAUCAUCUUCCUUGUCUUCAGAAAUUAGUCAUGGAACGCUGUGGAAAAUUGGAAGAGCUCCCUUCAUGUUUAGGGUAUAUUCCGACUCUUGAAAAGAUUGAGGUGCGUCAGUGUCGACCCUUUGUACGAAGUUUAGUCCACGAGAUAGGGGAAGAACAGAUGAGAGGGGGAAAUGAGGAUCUGAAGAUCCUUAUCUUAGAGGAGAUUGAGGAUUCAUCUUCAUCAGAUUCAGUUGAUGGGAGAUAUGUUCUUUUGUAGGAGGAGCGCAAAAUCAAUUGUGGCAGAAGCUUGUGAAUUUCAGACAUGUCUCUGAGUUUCACUAGAGGUUUGCUCGCUGUCCCAAAAUGUUGGAGCAGGGCAUUUAUUAUCGCUUUUCUGGUAACUAGAUGGGCAUUGUCUAGGUUUCUACUUUAGGUGAUGAGUAAUACUGAUAAACUUAUUAGCCUUUCUUUCCCUUUGUUACAGGUAGUUUGAGUUUCUCUAUAUUUGAUGGUCGAUGACAUGCAGAGCUAUGUAUAUGAGCUAAAUAUUGUACGAAAUUUUCUGGCUCAUUCGUCAGAUAAGUCCUUAAUAGACAUGAUGCUAAUUUGCUCAAGUGAUUUGAUACUAAAUGAAAUCCAUCUCUGAAGAACUAGUGACAAAAACUUUCAGAGAACCUUAUUUGAUAACCCAAGAAUUCAGGCUUGCUUCUCCAAGUCCAAUUUGACUAAUUUAUUUUGCUGUGAGGCCUGUAGAA
Molecule: messenger RNA, 4186 nt
Organism: Coffea arabica (coffee)
Lineage: Eukaryota; Viridiplantae; Streptophyta; Magnoliopsida; Gentianales; Rubiaceae
Product: putative late blight resistance protein homolog R1A-4
Biological process (GO): defense response to other organism
Molecular function (GO): ADP binding
Source: RefSeq, a predicted model, not a curated record